AUGCAGGUUCGGGAAUUGCUGCUCGUUGCGGUGCUGCUGCCGCAUAGUCUCCACGCAUUGCGCUACAGCCAGGGAACUGGAGAUGAGAAUUGCGAGACUCUCAAAUCUGAAAUUCAUCUCAUCAAGGAGGAAUUCGACGAGCUGGGACGCAUGCAGCGCACCUGCAAUGCAGAUGUGAUUGUGAAUAAGUGCGAAGGACUGUGCAACAGUCAGGUGCAACCAUCUGUGAUUACGCCGACGGGGUUUCUGAAAGAGUGCUAUUGCUGCCGCGAAAGCUUCCUCAAGGAAAAGGUAAUUACUCUAACUCAUUGCUAUGAUCCGGAUGGCACGCGCCUCACCUCCCCGGAAAUGUCGAGCAUGGACAUCCGUUUGCGGGAGCCAACUGACUGCAAGUGUUUCAAAUGUGGCGAUUUCACGCGCUAG
Messenger RNA from Scaptodrosophila lebanonensis, 423 nucleotides. RefSeq names its product partner of bursicon (gene Pburs). Gene Ontology annotation, molecular function: neuropeptide hormone activity; G protein-coupled receptor binding. The transcript is spliced from 2 exons. Gene Ontology annotation, cellular component: extracellular region; bursicon neuropeptide hormone complex. The record is from RefSeq and is a predicted model, not a curated record. Gene Ontology annotation, biological process: G protein-coupled receptor signaling pathway. Lineage: Eukaryota; Metazoa; Arthropoda; Insecta; Diptera; Drosophilidae. The coding region runs from base 1 to 423 and encodes 140 amino acids.